Molecule: messenger RNA, 1572 nt
Organism: Parastagonospora nodorum SN15
Lineage: Eukaryota; Fungi; Ascomycota; Dothideomycetes; Pleosporales; Phaeosphaeriaceae
Exons: 2
Coding region: 1-1572 (523 amino acids)
Source: RefSeq, a predicted model, not a curated record
AUGGCUGCAAACGACCCAGGCCUUGCGCCGCUGGGCGCCCCGGCAGAGGACCCCAAAGGCGCUGUUGACGUACCGGCUGAAGACGCACCUGUCGUCGUACCAGAUCAAUUCGACCCGAAAUACGAGACGACGAGAAAAGAAAUCUGGUCAUACUACUCCUACUAUGUCGGUGACAAUGGCCUCACGUUGUUCAACUUCGGACCGACGGCCUUUCAAAACCUCAUGUACCAAGCUGCUGGCGAUGCCGAGGCACUGGAAUUUCUCGGACGCACUCGUUCCAUUAAUUCAAUCGUCUUGUUGAGCAACGGCAUUUCCUUUGCUCUCCAGGUCGUCGUGUUUUUGAUCCUAGGCUCUUUUGCAGAUUUUGGCUCAUGGCGCCCCAACAUCUUGAUCUGUCUCUCUAUCAUCGCCUUUGGAAUCGGUUUCGGCUGGCUAGGCGUACAUACCGAAGAAAAAUGGCACGUAGGCGUCGGCCUCUACAUUGUCGGAUUGAUCAGUUACCAAACCACCGUGACCUUCUGGACAGCUGCAUUCCCGGGCCUAGCAAGAAACACAAAAGAGCUGCGAGUCAAAGCCGAGGAAUUCGCCGAAGGCCGCAUCACACGCGCCGAGUACGACUUCACCGACAUGAUGAAGCGCAACGAGCUUUCCAACACCGCCUUCUACGUCCAAUCCGUCUUUGAAAUCGUCAUCCUCGCCGUCAUUGUCGGGAUCAUGUUCGGCCUGCACGUCAACGACAGCGAAGCCAACAACAACUGGGGUCUCUCCGUGCUCAUCGCCUUCGCAACUGGCGUCUGGAUCCUCUGCGCCAUCCCCUGGUUUAUCUUCGAGAAGCGCCGCCCCGGCCAAGAUCCAGGCGGAAACAUCAUCAUCGCGGGCUUUAAACAGCUCGGAUACGCCAUGAGCCAGAUCUGGCAACUCCGCCAAAGUCUGGCUUACCUCGUUGGUUACUUCUUGCUUGGUGAUUCACUAAAUACUACCGUCACUGUCAUCGGCACUCUUCAGAACGAAAUCGUCGCGUAUAACAGUCUCCAGCUCACGUACCUGCUCAUCGUCGGAAUCGCCGCUCAGGCCGUUGGCAUCGGUGCCUUUUGGCGCAUUCAGAAGCACUACGGCCUGUCCACCAAGACCAUGUUCAUGGUCGUCGCAGUGUGCAUCGUGCUCCUCGAUGGAUGGGGCAUGAUUGGCAUCUGGAGCCAGAAUUUCGGCUUCCACAAGCGCUGGGAAGUCUGGGUAUAUCAAGCUUUCUACGGCCUGCUUGUGUGCCCGUGGUACAGCUACAGCCAGACCAUGAUCAGUGAGGUAACGCCGCGAGGCAAGGAGUUCUUGUUCUUCUCGUUGUUCAGUAUUGUGGGUAAGACGAGUGCGUUUAUCGGCCCGCUGGUGAGCAGUGCGAUCAUCGACGAUACGGGGAACAACAGUAGCCCGUUUUACUUCUUGUUCGCAUUGAGUUUGGCGAGUUGCGCGUGGCUUUGGUGGUUCGUUGAUGUAGAGAAGAGUAGGAUUGAACAGGCUGAGUUCUUGGAGAGGGAGAAGAGUUUGAAGGUCGUGCACGAGGAGGCUUUGCUAUAG